Larimichthys crocea (large yellow croaker) is the source of this 1920-nucleotide messenger RNA. Its product is annotated as zinc finger protein 664-like. Bases 171 to 1373 code for a protein of 400 amino acids. The transcript is spliced from 2 exons. Gene Ontology annotation, molecular function: RNA polymerase II cis-regulatory region sequence-specific DNA binding; DNA-binding transcription factor activity. NCBI's taxonomy places the organism in Eukaryota, Metazoa, Chordata, Actinopteri, Sciaenidae. Gene Ontology annotation, biological process: regulation of transcription by RNA polymerase II. The record is from RefSeq and is a predicted model, not a curated record.
AACCUCCGCACAUCCACCGUCGGAACUUAACAGUGUGACAUCCAGCGGAAGUAAACAAACACUACAGCUGUUAGCAGCGUUAGCUCUGUGCACGCCACGUGAAUGAAUGAAGUGGAAGACGGCAUUGUAGCGGAGACACAGUCAAUUAUUUCAUUCGUAAUUAAGCAACAAUGUCUUCAGUUGAGUGUUUGAGAGAGUUUGUCAACGAGCGACUAACUGCUGCUGCUGAAGAAAUAUUUGGAGUUUUUAUAAAAACUAUCGUCGAGUACGAAGAAGAGAUCUAUCGUCAGCGCAAACUGCUGGAUAUCGUUUGGAAACCUGAAAUAAAGUUACACAGGAUAGAUCUCCAACAGCAACAUGUCUGUGAGGAGGAAGAGGAGGAGGUUCUCACUGACCAGCAGCUCUGUAACCAGGAGAGGAGCUCCAGUCUGGACCAAGAGGACCCAGAGCCUGUACAGAUUAAAGAGGAACAGGAGGAACUCUGCACCAGUCAGGAGGGAGAGGAGCUUGUGAUGAAGGUGGAGGCUGAUACCUUUGUGGUGACUCCUACUGAUGAGGAAAGGGACCACAGUGAAGCAGAACCUGAAAGUGACCACCAGCUGCUGUUGAACAACUGUAAUGCAGCUGAGAGCCAAGAUCAGAAAGGACACAAGAAUGAAGACUCUACUAGAGAUGCAGAGUCAGAACAAAACAAUCAACAGUAUGAAAACAGAAGUCACAGUGACCUCGUCAACAACCCUAACUCGUCAGGGGCUGACAGUAAUAUUCAACAGUCUUUUAAAUGUAACACUUGUGGAAAGGAUUAUAAGUAUAGGUCAGUACUUGUGAACCACAUGAGAAUACACACAGGUGAGAAGCCGUACCUUUGCAAAACCUGCGGGAAACGAUUUAGUAGAAUUGAUUCAUUGAAAUCGCAUCAGAGAGUUCACACAGGUGAGAAGCCGUGUAUUUGUACAACAUGUGGGAAAGCUUUCAGACACAAUAGUACCUUGAAUAGCCACAUUAGACGUGUCCACAACAAUGAGAAGCCAUGCCUUUGCAAGAUCUGUGGGGAAAGAUUUUGCAGGUUUGAUUUAUUGAAAAUGCAUCAAAGAGUUCACAUAGAUAAUAAGCUGUACCUUUGCAAAACCUGCGGGAAAAGAUUUCGUAGAACUGAUAAAUUGAAAAUGCAUCACAGAGUUCACACGGGUGAGAAGCCGUAUAUUUGCACAACAUGUGGGAAAGCUUUUGCACAUAGUAGUACCUUGAAUGUCCACUUUAGAAAUAGCCACAAUAAUGAGAAUCCGUACCCUUGCAAGAUCUGUGGGAAAAGAUUCAGGGGCAUGACAAAUUUGAAAAUUCAUCAGAGAGUUCACACAGAUGAGAGGCCAUAAACUGCAACAUGUGUAAGAAAACAUACUGCGCCACAUCUGACUUGAAAGAGCACAUCAAAAUCCAUGCAGGUUAAUAGCUGUUAACUCACAAAUCAUGUGACCUUACAGUCCAUGAGAGGAGCCAACACUGGUGAGAGACCGUUGCAAUGUUUGUUCAUCGUUAGAACUGAAGAACUCACUGACUGUAUUGUAUGACCAUAUGAGAACUCCUAUUGUAAAUAAAUGUUCAUUAAUUUUGCUGUUUUAUACUGUACACUACUUCACUGUGCCUGAUUUAUAGCUGAAUUAGCAAAUUGAAUUAUCAGAAUUUGUGAAAUAUUAUUUAUACAUAAUAUGUAUGUUUGUAUAUAUACACACAGACAUGCUGAACUAAAUGUUUACAAAGUGUAAAUGUUGUGUACUUUUUGGAGCGCUGCUAAUAUACAGCUCUGUGAUCAACACUGUUUGCUAAAGUUCUGACAUUUCACGAUACAGAAAGAAUGGAUUAAACUAAAUGAUGUUUAAAUUGGUUCAGAGAGUUAUAUAAUAAACAAUCAUCUUUACUUCA